This is a messenger RNA of Eriocheir sinensis (Chinese mitten crab), 588 nucleotides long. It is a transcript of the gene RpS17, whose product is annotated as 40S ribosomal protein S17-like. Gene Ontology annotation, cellular component: ribosome. The record is from RefSeq and is a predicted model, not a curated record. Bases 163 to 558 code for a protein of 131 amino acids. Lineage: Eukaryota; Metazoa; Arthropoda; Malacostraca; Decapoda; Varunidae. Gene Ontology annotation, molecular function: structural constituent of ribosome. Gene Ontology annotation, biological process: translation. The transcript has 4 exons.
AAGAGAAACAAGUAGGAAACGGGAUCAUGAGGCGCCGUUGGAAAGGCGUAACCCAGACCAUCAACAACACACCCGCACCCCGCGCCUCCUUUCUCGCCCAAGCCUCGUCUGGUGUGUGUGGCGCCGCGACCAACCGAGACUUUAUCCGCUGCAUCCUCCGCCAUGGGUCGUGUCCGUACGAAGACCGUCAAGAAGGCGGCUCGGGUGAUCAUUGAGAAAUAUUACACUCGCCUGGGCAGUGACUUCCACACCAACAAGCGCAUCUGUGAGGAGAUCGCCAUCAUCCCCUCCAAGCCCCUCCGCAACAAGAUCGCUGGGUUCGUAACUCAUCUCAUGAAGAGGAUCCAGCGUGGGCCAGUGCGAGGCAUUUCCAUCAAGCUUCAGGAGGAGGAGCGUGAGCGUCGCGAUAACUAUGUGCCCGAGGUGUCCGCCUUGGAGCAGGGCAUCAUCGAGGUGGACGCUGAUACCAAGGAGAUGUUGAAGAUGAUGGACUUCGAUAAGGUUGCCGGCCUGCAGGUGACCCAGCCCAUCCCAUCCACAUAUGGAGGAAGGAGAUAAACAGUUAGAAAUAAACAUCCUUGAAGUGUA